Molecule: messenger RNA, 4470 nt
Organism: Lytechinus variegatus (green sea urchin)
Lineage: Eukaryota; Metazoa; Echinodermata; Echinoidea; Temnopleuroida; Toxopneustidae
Product: zinc finger protein 764-like
Exons: 4
Coding region: 612-2300 (562 amino acids)
Biological process (GO): regulation of transcription by RNA polymerase II
Molecular function (GO): RNA polymerase II cis-regulatory region sequence-specific DNA binding; DNA-binding transcription factor activity
Source: RefSeq, a predicted model, not a curated record
CUUGAACGGACACCUGUGUUAAGUAGUGCUCCUUAACAAUUAUACAACGCCAUCGAUUGGUGCGUAGGAAAGGACGCAUCUCCCCAAUAUAGUAUCCCCUUUCCCCUUCUUUUUCUUUAACAGCCACCACAAUCCCGCAUCCCCUUUUAUUCUUCUACGGGUUCACUUUUUUUUCUUCUUAAUCAACGACUGGUUUACGAUUGGGGCACCGUCUUGUGCGCUUCAGAUAAACCCGUGUGCACUUCCAAUCACGAACCGCCGGUGAAGGGUUACACUAUUUACUCAAUAAGAGUGUAAUCGGUAAAAUCUGCUUAAAGCGCCGCUGACUUGUAAGCAGUGGUCCAGUGUCUAAAUAGACGUGGCAGGAGAAACAUCUAUUCACUGCUUGUUAAAUCAUCAUCAAAUACCAGUUAACUCGGAAUCCCCUGAUUUAAUUUGUCGUCAUAACAAUUUCAUGUCAGAAAAUGUUUUCUGUGCCGGGUUUUUAAAAGAUAUACCAACGUGUGGAUAACGUCUUCCAAUUCAUCUUCAUCUUCAUUUGCAUCUCGUCUGGUUAUCCAUUUCUGCCUACCAACUUCCAUUCUUUUGUGGAAUUUGGAGAAAUUACAAAAAUGCCAAGAUCAUUUUUAAAGACGGUCAAAGUGAGCAAAAAGCCCCAGCGAUAUGCUCCAUCUCCCAUCGAGGACUCGGAAGAAAGCUCCCCAGCAUCUCCCGGGAUAGCCGUCACUGCUGAACCCAGAACUGGAAGUGCUUUCACACCCGUUACUCCAAAGAAAAAAGAUGCUUUGGAUCUCAGGCUACCCACCAAUGGCGAGAUCAACCCCCAUCACCGAUAUAUGCUCGUCCAACCUCCCCAGCCGUCAUCGCGACCGUUCCCGUUCACCGAUUCGUCCACGGCAGCCGUCCCGACCAAGCAACACAGUCCGACUCUCAGCAUUGAGCAGCGCCUCGCUGACCUCACCAACGCGCGUCGUCAUCCAAGCCUCCCCGUUCCGGCCAGUACGGCUGGUAGUCCACUCCCUGGCAGGCCGUCGUCGGCCGAUGUCCCUUCUUCCACGAUGCAGUUGCCGUUGACCGUCCCGAAGCUGCAUAACAGUACCAGUCCAAGGCUGAGGCCAGAUAUCGCCCCAUUGACCAUCGGGAGUGGUAGCCCUACCAAGGCAAGUGGCUACCGGUUUCAAGGAGAGAUUUCGAGCUAUGACAUCCCUUCACCCCCAUCCAAUGAUAUUAUCAGUCGGGAGAUGAAUGAAUUACUCAAAGACGGUCGACUCAGUUACACCGACGUUUACCGCGCUCGAUUUGCCCAGCUAGAGAAGGACAUAAUUGGCACCUUGUCACCAGAAGAUCUCCGCUGGUAUAACGCCAAAGUGGGUCUCGCCAUCCCGAAUUUUGCCGCGUACCGUUCACCUCCGUAUACGAUGGUCCAGCAUCCUCAUGCGCGUCACCAGCACGAAAAAACGCUGACACGUGACGGUAUUGUCCAUGGUGAGCCACCGCGUCUCCCCGGCGGCGGGAUUCCGCUGACACCAAGUAACGUCCGUAUUCCCGAGCACCACUCGCAUCAUCUCCAGCAGCGGUUGUCUCCAGAGGUUGACGAGGUCAGCGAUUCAAAGCUCCUCGAUUCGCCGCCAAUUGGCGUCGGUCCCCACGGCACAUUCAAUUGUCUGGACUGUGGAAAGGUGUUCAGUACGCCGCACGGGUUGGAGGUCCACGUGCGACGUUCCCACAGCGGUAAGCGUCCUUUCGCCUGCGACGUUUGUCACAAGACGUUCGGCCAUGCUGUCAGCCUCAGUCAGCAUCGCGCCGUGCACUCGCAGGAGAGAUCGUUCGAGUGCAAGCAGUGCGGAAAGACAUUCAAGAGGUCAUCAACGUUAUCAACCCACAUGCUGAUCCACUCAGACACCAGGCCAUAUCCGUGUCAGUACUGCGGCAAGAGGUUCCAUCAGAAGUCAGAUAUGAAAAAACACACCUACAUACAUACAGGUGAAAAACCGCACAAGUGUCUGGUCUGCGGCAAGGCAUUCAGUCAAUCUUCGAACCUGAUCACACACAGUCGCAAGCACACCGGCUACAAACCAUUCGGCUGCAAGAUCUGUGGAAGGGCUUUCCAAAGGAAGGUGGACCUCCGUCGCCAUUUUGAAACGCAGCACCCCGAGAGCGAGAAGAUGCUGUUGGCGCACUCCAUCACUGUCCGAAGGCCUACGCCACCAAGCAUGGGGUCACCGCCGGCGCCCAUCGCCGUACCAGCCCACCACGGAUCGUCAGCGUUGCACGCAGGUGUUCCAAUGAUGGGCAUGUGAAUAUGCACGGACAAUCGAAUUGAAAGUUUGAUAACGAGUCACUCUUGUUGACAUUUGGGAAGUCCUGUACGGGUGAACUGCUACGCCUGAGGAAUAAGUUCGGAAACUUACUUCAGGAGGGGAAAAAAUUGUCUUUCGAAACACAAGAUUAAGAAGAGAGCUCUGGAGUGAUUCAACCAUUGUAUUGACUUUGUACACGAUUUAUAUGCUGCAUGCACUAUCUUAUAACAUUUAAAUACCAUGCUGUUCGACUAUUACAACUAAAGUAACAAUAUAAGAAUAGUGAUCCAGUUGAACCUAUACCGGAAGUACAUGCACUUUGCCGAUCAAUAGUUUCAUAUCUUACCCCGAAAGUAAAACGUAUAUUACUCAUUGUUCUCAACAAUAGGGGAUAUGACCUAUUUUAGUGUACACUGCAUCUUCAUACUUAGUUGAUUGAAUUGAAAUGUCUGUUAAGAAAAUGUAAUUUGUUCAUCCAUUUUAAUUGGCUAAGCCUACGGUCGUAGAAGUUAAAGAUGCAAUUUAUCAAAAUCUUUCUUUUUUGUUAAAUGCUCGAUAUGCACAAACAUCAAUAUAACAAAUAAGAGUCACAAAGCUCUUAAAAACUUUGAUAUCAUCUUUACUUAUUGUUUCGUUACCACCAGAAACGUUAUAAGCUAUCCGUGUGUUAGAAGAAACUUGCAGUCAGAUGUAAUCAAUUUCGGGUCUAAAAUCAAUCAUAAGUCUGUCAAUUACUUGCAACAAGAAGUAAAAAUAAAUUAGCUUUAGUUACAAUUAAUGUGCAAAUUAGCAGUAGAAACUUGCAAUUAAUUGGGAAUAAUUUCUUGCAACAUCCCCAAGUCUUAUAGAUCACCUACAUUGUUCACUGCAAAAGACAAUACAAAAUGAUGAAUAUAUGUUAUUUGAUAUUUCUUUUCUAUUUUUAGAAUUCCAAUCUGCAAUAUAUUCAACAUUCCAGAUAAUCAAAUAUUAUUUAUAUUUCCUAGUGAAAAAAAAUGGUUCUUUAUGUAUGGACAUGAUCAAAUGAAAAUCAGAUAUGUUUCACACUUGUUCCCGAUAUGGUAUGAAAGAAAAUAACUACGAAUGUAAGGUGAAAAAUGAGACAUACGACAAGGCUUCAAGUGGCUGUUAAAAAAAGAGUCACAUCUCAUCAAAAUAUUUAGGGUUCAUUUCUUGUUGACCAUUUCCAAAACAUAUCAAAUUACUCUGAUGCAAGAGAGAAUUGUUAAUUGUUCUUUAGUAAUACAGAUACAUUCCAUUUUGGCAUUAUUACAGUAAUUGCCUGUACAACCCUUGUCAAUAAUUUAUGUGCAAUGUAAUAAGGUUAUGGUAUAUUAUUUAUCAUCAUUGAUUCACCUUAUCAUGCCAAAAGAAGUUGUAAAAUGAUUAUCGACAAUCAGUUAUUUAUUAAUGCUUGGACAAAGAAUCAUUGGAGGAUGUUUUGGACAGUACACCAUUGGAUAUUAUUAAUUAAUUAAUGUGUUGAAAUAUAUGAAUAGAUAUUUGCAAUGGGCCGACUGUGCAAAAUAAUAAUGUAAUGUCAUGCAUGUUCUGGAAUGCUUUCUCAAUUUAGAGUUUCCUUCAAAUGUAUUUUUCAUGCCAUACGAGUAUAUACCAGUAAUAUGUAAAAUAAAUAAUUUGGUACUAACAUACUUAUUUUCAUAAAUCGCUUGAUGUGUUCACCAUGAUAUGCAAAGUCCAAUUCAGAUUUAGGAAUUAGUUGCAAAUAAUUAUGUAAUCCUUGCAGUGUCUUGAAAGAUUAUAAUCACUAUUUUAAUAGUCACUUUGAUUGUGUUAUGACCUUAUAUGAAAUAUGAUUUUAUAUUCUAUCUCAAUAUGAUCAUCUUGAACAUGUUUGAGUUUACAUUCCUUAAAACAUGUUAUUUCGAAAGGUAAAUACAUUGUUUGAUAUAUAUUCCAAAACUGUUACAUCAUGUGAUGACCUUAAUUUCUUAUCCCCUCAAGUUGUGCUAAGGAGACCAUGUGGACUUUCUUUCGCAUCAUUCCUUUUAAGGUGUAAUUUCAUUUCUAUUGCAAAAAUAAUUUUAGAGAAAUGAGUGUUUUAAAUGUAAUUUAUUGCAAAUAUUUGUACAUAAUAUGUUUGAUUUUGUACCCCACUCUCGCAUAUAGAAAUUGUGUGAUUUGAAUAAAGAUUAAAGAGAACUUGAAA